Messenger RNA from Zasmidium cellare ATCC 36951, 3459 nucleotides. RefSeq lists its product as uncharacterized. Lineage: Eukaryota; Fungi; Ascomycota; Dothideomycetes; Mycosphaerellales; Mycosphaerellaceae. The transcript is spliced from 5 exons. Gene Ontology annotation, molecular function: calcium ion binding; phosphatidylserine decarboxylase activity. The coding region runs from base 1 to 3459 and encodes 1152 amino acids. Gene Ontology annotation, biological process: phospholipid biosynthetic process. The record is from RefSeq and is a predicted model, not a curated record.
AUGGGGCCUCGCCCUCACUUCCCGCACCACCUGUCCCUGACGAGAGUGAAAAGCAGCGACCUCUCCAAAUCUGGCCCUUCGUCACCCAGCUCCGGCCCCCAGAGCCGCCCCGAAAGUCCCAGACGAACAACGAGCAGCAACAACAUCAGUACCAUGUCCACCGCAUCGAGGUCGCCCGGCGAGCUGCGCGGUGACCACAAGGGCAUGGGCCUCGCUUUGACUGUGAAGGUGCUCAAGGGCCGCAAUCUGGCACCCAAGGACAAAUCAGGCACCUCUGAUCCAUUCUUAGUCCUCACUUUGGGCGACGCCAAACAAGCAACCAGCGUGGUCAACCGCACUCUGAGCCCAGAAUGGAACCAGACGUUCGAAUUCCCAAUCGUCUCCCCCGAUUCCGCCUUGCUGGAAGCCGUUUGCUGGGACAAGGACCGCUUCAAGAAGGACUACAUGGGGGAGUUUGAUGUGGUGCUGGAAGACGUCUUUGCAAAUGGAAACACAACACCAGAACCAAAGUGGGUCAAGCUGGAGAGCAGGCGCAGUGGCCGACGCAAGAAGAAGGAUACCAAUGUGUCUGGUGAAGUCUUGCUUCAAUUCACCCUCACCGAUCCGCUCAACCCCGCAGCGACUGCCGCUCAAGUUAUGCAGAAGUUCACCGGUAUCGUCUCCGAACCUGGCGAGGACGAUGACGACGAUGAAGAUGAGGAAAUGCUGAGGAGAAUAGGCAGUGGUGAACUAGACGACGUGGAAGAGGAUGAUGAGAAAGAGCCAUCCGACGAGACUGAUGAUGGGACACGGACACCUGCUGGAACUCCAGAAGAGAAGCAGAGACACAGACGCCGCCGCAAGCUCAGGCGUCUAAAGCGCAAGACGAAGUUGAGGGCAUACGAGUUCGGUGGCACGUCAGACGUUGCUGGAGUGCUGUUUCUGGAGGUGAAGAAAAUCACGGAUCUGCCGCCAGAGAAGAAUAUGACCAAGACCACAUUUGAUAUGGAUCCUUUUGUCGUGACUUCUCUUGGCCGGAAGACGUAUCGUACUCGAGUUGUGAACCACAACUUGAACCCCGUAUACGAUGAGAAGCUGGUCUUCCAAGUUCAAAAGCACGAAACAAACUUUAGCCUCUACUUCGCGGUCGUGGACAGGGACAAGUUCUCGGGCAACGACUUCGUCGGUACAGCGAAUUUGUCCCUCGAGAAGAUCACUGCGCUUGCUCCAGAAGCCGACCCUGAGACUGGCCUUUACAGACUACCCGACCCAGACAACGUAACUCAUGACGGCGAGCCCAGGAAAAAGCGAUUCAGAAACCCGUUAUCGAGGACUUCCAGCCAGAACAACUUGGGCAAGCUCAGCAAGAGCAAUUCAGCCUCCAAUCUCACGAAACUGACCCAAUCGACAAGCAACAACAACUUGCAAGCGUCCCCACGACCUCAGAUGGUGCAGGGCUUGUCAGAGACCACCCUGUUUGAUCGUACGCGACCUGCUCCUACUAGCAUGCCGAGCACGAACAGCAUCAGCGGCCUCGAGGAGCAUGAUCCGCUGAACCCAGCAGAUGAAGCGGGCAUGAACUCGUUCGAAGUACCGCUAGAGUUGAAGAACAAACAACGAUGGGAGGACAAGCAUAAUCCGGUCUUGUACCUUCGCGCCAAGUACCUUCCUUACAGAGCGUUACGUCAACAGUUCUGGCGGGUGCUUUUACGCCAGUAUGAUGCCGACGACAGUGGAAAGAUUGACAAGAUCGAGCUCGUCACUAUGCUCGAUACUCUUGGUAGUACACUUCACAACAGUACUAUUGAAGGGUUCUUCAAACGCUGGAGGGAUGUCAAUGGAGAGGAUAUCUUGACUAUGGACCAGGCAGUCAUUUGUCUGGAAGAGCAACUGAUGAAGACUCAAUAUCAUCACUCGACAAAUCCACUCGCGAAGCUCGUCCGUGGUAGCGACAAUCCCUCCACCUCGACCGCCGAUUUAUCAUCUGUUCCCAACAGUUCCCCAAGCCAAAGCCCCGCAGCUGGGACUCCAUACCUACAGAGCACUACACCGUCACCCAACGUCCAACUGAACAGCAACAUACCGGCUCUGGAAGUCAGUGACCUCGGCGAAGCUGGAGAACAAGGUGACCUCUUGACCGGAGAUGAAGGUGCCUUUGACAUGGACGUGGACCAAGAAUUGAACGAAGAUCCGGACGCGAAAGAGGAGCAUGUUGUCGAGAUUCAUGAGUGUCCCAUCUGCCACCAGCCCAGGCUGGUGAGAGGUCGUAGGACGACUGAUGCUGAUAUCAUCACGCACAUCGCAACAUGUGCAAGUAGCGACUGGCGAGCCGUCAACAAUCUCGUCAUGGCUGGCUUUGUCACCAGUUCCCAAGCCCAACGAAAGUGGUACUCCAAGGUUCUCACGAAGGUAUCCUACGGCGGUUACAAGCUUGGUGCCAACAGUGCCAACAUCCUUGUUCAAGACCGACGCACAGGCAUGAUCAACGAAGAGCGGAUGAGUGUCUAUGUUCGACUGGGCAUUCGUCUGCUCUACAAAGGCCUCAAAAGUAGGGAAAUGGAAAAGAAAAGGGCUCGCAAGUUGCUUCGCUCCCUGUCGCUUAAACAGGGGCGCAAGUUUGACGACCCUGCCUCCGCAUCACAAAUCCCGGGCUUCAUCAACUUCCAUCAACUGGAUAUGGAUGAGGUUCUGCUACCGACCGACAAAUUCAAGACUUUCAACGAGUUCUUCUACCGCGAGUUGAAGCCGGACGCUCGACCUUGCUCCGCGCCUAACGACCCGAAUGUUAUCGUGAGUCCCGCCGAUUGCCGCUCGGUCGUGUUCAACCGUCUCGAAGAUGCCCAGCGCAUCUGGGUCAAAGGCCGCGAGUUCAGCAUUGCACGUCUGCUUGGCGACGCCUACCCACAGGACGCGAAGAAGUUCCAGAAUGGUGCGCUUGGCAUCUUCCGCCUGGCGCCUCAGGAUUAUCAUCGCUUCCACAUCCCAGUGGAUGGCGUCAUGGGCGAGCCGAAGUUGAUCGAGGGUGAGUAUUACACAGUUAACCCGAUGGCCAUUCGUUCGGCACUCGACGUGUAUGGCGAAAACAUCCGCGUGUGCGUACCAAUCGACUCCGAGUGCCACGGACGAGUCAUGGUCAUCUGUGUGGGCGCCAUGAUGGUCGGCUCUACUGUCAUUACACGUAAGAAAGGCGAGAAGGUCAAGAGAGCAGAAGAACUUGGAUAUUUCAAGUUUGGAGGUUCAACACUCUUGGUCUUGUUCGAACCAGGCGUCAUGAAGUUCGACGAAGAUUUGGUCGCGAACAGUAAUGGCGCUCUGGAGACGCUGGUCCGCGUCGGUAUGUCUAUUGGACGUACGGCAGGUCACUCUCCACACAAGGCGGAUUUCCAAAAGACAAAUCCGACCGAUGAGGAGAAAACCGAAGCAAAGAGGAAAAUUGAAGGCAGCCUUGUCCCAAGCACUGGCGCCAACGCGAUUGCAUGA